AUGGUGGAUUCCGACGACGAGGUUGGCGACAGCCGCCGCAGCAGCUAUGCGGCCCCCGCGCGCCGCAGCAACGGCAUGCCGCUGUAUCGCCAGAGCUCCAACAUGAGCGACGUCAGUCUCCUGACCGACGUCCAGAUGGCGCAAGACGAGAUCUUCUCCGGGCCCAUGUCCGAGAGCGUGCCCACGAGCGUUACUGGAUUCGCCCAUCGCCAGCGCUCUCGCGCCGACUCGACCGCAAGCGUCACGAGCUUCACGUUCUACGACGAGGAGAGGGAGUCGAUCGAUACGCUCGAGGAGGAGGCUAUUGCGGAGGAAGAGGCGGAUCUGCUGGACGACGUCAACGGGUACGCGGAUGAAGAUGAUGACCUGGAAAAUGGCCACCACCACCGCCGCCGCUCGACUGGUCGCCGAAAAUCGUCGACAUAUUCGGCGCGCUCCACGCGGUCGAGGCAGUCGGAUAGCGCGCCACUGCUGCGCCGCGGCUCGAGUUCCAGCACCAUGGCUUCCGGACACUGGCGAGGUGGUAGAUCCACACAGAAGAUUUACAUCGCUACCGAAGACUUGACCAUUGUGGUUGCUGGAUUCUGCACUUCUAUUCCUGGAUAUGCCUUGUAUCUCCUACUCUGUAUGCUAACGGCGGGACUUGGAUACCUCAUCUUUCGGUGGCUGCCUGGCUGGCGGAUCAAGAUUGUGGGAAAGGCCGCGCCGUUGCAUGAGUGUGACUGGAUGGUCAUCGAGAACCAGUGGGGAGAGAUGGCUGUGCAAAAAAUCGGGAAACAAGCAUAUGGCCAGUCGUUGUCCUCGGUAUUCGGAAUCGUGGAAAAAGCCGGACACCGCGAGUACGACGAGGAUGACGAUCCAGUACUGAAGGAGUUGCGCACCCUGGACUACCGGUAUAUUCGAUUCUGUUACCACCCUGUCAAGGACAAGUUCAUCCUAGGCAACACUUGGAAGGACCCUGCCUGGACCGACGUAAGGACGAUGCGCGACGGGCUUGACAACGAGGAUAAAGCCCAUCGGGAGCAAGUUUUCGGAAAGAACCUGAUUGAUAUUGAGGAAAAGUCGACGUCUCAACUUUUGGUUGACGAAGCAUUUCAUCCUUUCUACGUCUUUCAGAUCGCCAGUCUGAUUCUCUGGUCCCUCGACCAGUAUUAUUACUACGCUGCCUGUAUUUUCGUCAUCUCGGUUGUCAGUAUCACGACGACGUUGAUUGAGACGAAGGCGACCAUGCGUCGGCUCCGGGAAGUCUCGAGGUUCGAAUGCGACGUACGAGUUCUCCGCAAUGGCUUCUGGCGCUAUGUCGAGUCCAGCGAACUCGUCCCGGGAGAUAUUUAUGAAAUUACCGACCCAAGUCUCGCGCAGGUCCCAUGCGACAGCUUGCUUCUCUCUGGCGACUGCAUUCUGAACGAGAGCAUGCUUACAGGAGAAUCUGUUCCCGUUUCCAAGGUACCCACCACCAACGAGGCUCUGGAUUUUUUGAGCCUUAGUACUGCAUCGGUCCAUCCGGAGGUCGCGAGACACUUCCUUUUCUCAGGCACCAAGAUCAUCAGGGCACGGAGGCCGCAAGAAGAUAAAGACGAUGAGGCUGCGGCUCUAGCCUUGGUUGUUAGGACUGGGUUUAAUACGACCAAGGGAGCGCUUGUCCGGUCUAUGUUGUUCCCCAAACCGUCCGGAUUCAAGUUCUACCGGGAUUCCUUCAGGUACAUUUCGGUCAUGGCCAUGAUUGCUGGGGUUGGCUUCAUCGUGUCAUUCGUCAACUUCAUGCGCCUAGGGCUUGCCUGGCAUCUCAUCGUCGUCCGAGCGCUGGAUCUGAUCACCAUUGUGGUUCCUCCAGCGCUACCGGCUACGUUGACCAUUGGGACCAACUUUGCUUUGAGCAGACUCAAAAAGAAGCAAAUUUAUUGCAUCAGCCCGCAAAGAGUCAACGUAGGCGGCAAGCUCGACGUGGUCUGUUUCGACAAAACCGGUACCCUGACUGAAGAGGGCCUUGACGUAUUAGGGCUUAGGGUGGUCCAGCAGCCAGCUAAUAACUUCAGUGAUAUACUCACCGAUUGCGGAACGGUCCUGCCCCAUGCCGAGGAUAGGUUUCCCGACGUGGACUACAAGAAUCACCGGUCACUUUUGUACACCAUGGCCACUUGCCACUCUCUUCGCAGCGUGGAUGGAGAGCUUGUUGGAGACCCACUUGACGUCAAGAUGUUCGACUUCACCAGCUGGAAAUAUGAAGAAGGAGAGCAAAGCGGAGGCGGUGGUGACAACGAAGAGGAAAGCCUAAGCAUCUCUCCUUCAGUGGCCCGGCCUCCUCCUGGUCAAGAAUACAACCUCGACAACCCCAAUGACCCUAACCGCAAACCGAUCGAGCUUGGCAUCAUAAAAGCGUACGAGUUCGUUUCCCAACUGCGUAGAGCCAGCGUAGUAGUUCGGCAAUUUGGCGCGCGCGAAGGUUACAUAUACGUCAAAGGCGCACCCGAGUGCAUGAAGGACAUCUGCCGCCCCGAGAGCUUUCCGCCGGACUAUGAGGAGCUUCUGAGCCACUACACCCACAGAGGAUUCCGUGUCAUUGCGUGCGCCGCGAAGACGAUCCCAAAACUCAACUGGGUCAAGGUCCAGAAGAUGAAGCGUGAGGAAGCCGAGUCUGACCUCAGCUUCGUCGGGUUCAUCAUCUUCGAGAAUAAGCUCAAGCCUACGACGACCGGCAUCAUCGACGAGCUGGCCCAAGCCGGCAUCCGCAAAGUCAUGUGCACCGGUGACAACAUCCUCACUGCCAUCAGUGUCGCUAGGGAGUGCCACCUCAUCGACAAAAGCGCCCAUUGCUUUGUCCCGCACUUUGUCGAGGGUGAUGCUCGCACACCUCUUGCUCGCCUAUCUUGGGAGAGCAUUGACAACCCAGCAUUCAAACUGGACGAAAACACGCUCAAGCCGCUCCCACCUCCUCCUGAAGAAGACGCUUCCCUUCCUUACGAUAUUUCCAACCUACGCAACUAUUCUGUCGCCAUCAGCGGUGACGUCUUCCGCUGGAUCAUCGACUACGCCUCCGAAAAGGUGCUCCGGGAGAUGCUCGUCUGCGGGCAAGUGUUCGCCCGCAUGUCGCCGGACGAGAAGCACGAGCUGGUGGAGAAGCUCCAGAGCAUCGACUACUGCUGCGGCUUCUGCGGCGACGGCGCCAACGACUGCGGAGCGCUCAAGGCGGCCGACGUGGGCAUCUCGCUCUCGGAGGCCGAGGCGUCGGUCGCGGCGCCCUUCACCAGCCGUGUCUUCGACAUCUCGUGCGUGCCCGAGGUCAUCCGCGAGGGCCGGGCGGCGCUCGUCACCAGCUUCAGCUGCUUCAAGUACAUGUCGCUGUACAGCGCGAUCCAGUUCACGUCCGUCUCCUUCCUGUACGCGUCGGCGUCGAACCUGGGCGACUUCCAGUUCCUCUACAUCGACCUGCUGCUCAUCCUGCCCAUCGCCAUCUUCAUGGGCUGGACCGAGGCCUACCCGGUGCUCGCGCGCAAGCGGCCGACGGCGUCGCUCGUGUCGCGGAAAGUGCUGACGCCGCUGCUGGGCCAGAUCGCGCUGUGCGUGCUGUUCCAGGCGGUGGCGUUCCAGGCGGUGCGGCAGCAGCCGUGGUUCCGGCCGCCGGUGCUCGACCGCGAGCACAGCAACAGCAGGAACAGCGAGAACACGGCCCUCUUCCUGCUCAGCUGCUACCAGUACAUCCUCUCGGCCAUCGUGCUCAGCAUCGGCAAGCCCUUCCGCCGCCCCAUGCUGUCCAACGCCCCCUUCGUCUUCGCCCUCGCCUUCGCCCUCGUCGUCUCCUCGUACAUGCUGCUGUUCGUCGCGCCCGACCCCGCCAUGGACGAGGCGGAGGCGGAGGCGGAGGCGAAAGCCGGGUCUUCUUCGUUCGACGGCCAGGCCAGGUGGCUGUACGACCUCAUGGAGCUGACGCCGCUGGGCUGGGGCUUCAAGGCCUUUUUGCUCACCCUCGGCGUCGGCGGCUUCGCCGUCGCGUGGGUCUGCGAGAAGUACGUGUUUCUGGGCUUGGCGCGGGCGAUUGGCCGCGCGAGGGAGAGGCUGCAGCCUGGCAAGCGGAAGAAGAGGAAGGAGUAUAAGAUUAUUGCUGAGGGGAUGGCGUUGUAA
Messenger RNA from Diplodia corticola, 4119 nucleotides. RefSeq names its product p-type atpase. The transcript has 3 exons. The coding region runs from base 1 to 4119 and encodes 1372 amino acids. Gene Ontology annotation, cellular component: membrane. Gene Ontology annotation, molecular function: ATPase-coupled monoatomic cation transmembrane transporter activity; ATP hydrolysis activity; P-type ion transporter activity. Gene Ontology annotation, biological process: intracellular calcium ion homeostasis. Lineage: Eukaryota; Fungi; Ascomycota; Dothideomycetes; Botryosphaeriales; Botryosphaeriaceae. The record is from RefSeq and is a predicted model, not a curated record.